AUGGUAAUGCAGGAGGUUGACAGUAUCGGAUGUUUCGUAUGUUUCUCAUUCAAUGGAUCAGAUCCAUCAUGCGAGGACACGUUCAACUCAACGAUACUCCACAAAGAACCGAAUAGGAUUGUAGACGAUGUGUCACAGACUAUGGUGAUCCGAACCUGUGCGCUGGAUUCUGGUACUUUCACUGCAGAUACAGAAAUCGUGCGCAUCUCGCAUUGCGGUCAUUUUAAAUACAAGGGUCAUCAGUAUUCUGGAUGUGUGCAAUCCUGUGAUACCGAUGGAUGCAAUGGUGCUUCUGGAAUGGGUACCCAUUUGUAUGUCCCCUAUGUGGUGCUAAUAAUAAUCAUCGUUUUUGCCGCUCUUCAUUAUCAAAUUUUACCUGAUUUUAUAGUUAUCUCGUUAGAGAUUGUUGGACAGGAUAGAAAUCAUUUCGAAUAUCCAUCGAAUUACGAUUUACUUUAUACAGUUACAUCCUUUUUGUGA
Loa loa (African eye worm) is the source of this 480-nucleotide messenger RNA. RefSeq lists its product as hypothetical. Bases 1 to 480 code for a protein of 159 amino acids. The transcript has 5 exons. Lineage: Eukaryota; Metazoa; Nematoda; Chromadorea; Rhabditida; Onchocercidae. The record is from RefSeq and is a predicted model, not a curated record.